ACAAGGAGCGACUUACACUUCUAGUUUAUAGUUUAUACAGUAUGUUCAACAGCUAUCAAAUAUGAAGGAUCAUACACUGUCGCUCGUUAUGUUAGUGCUCGUUGUUUUAACAAUCCCCGCCACGAUUUUUGCAAAAUCGUGCAACAGUUCAGAGUGUGAAACCGUUAAGAUGCCUCUCAUUUCAAACAAUUCAAAAACUCCUCUUGUUGCUGACCUGGACGUGUCUGCUUUACAUGCUCAACCUAAGGAUUAUAUUGAUGAUAAUAUUGUUUCUACUUUUACUGAAAAAAUUGAAAACGCCGUUAACAAAAAGCUACUCAAACUAAAAGACAGUAUGCUCAAAGAAUAUUCUUCGAAGCUGGAAAAAUCACAUACCAGAUAUGACCAAAAAUUAUCAGAGAUGCAUACCGCGUAUGAAAAUAGUUUUUUAAAUCUAUCAGAGAACCAUAGUGAAAAUGUUCAGGAAUGGAAAAGUACGAUGAUGCAAUCAAUGAAUGAACAAAUUGGAUAUUUCCAGAAAUCAAAGAUUGUAUACGAAAAUCAGGUAUCCGAAAUACUGAGAAAUUAUAGAAAUCAGACAUCCCAAACAUCUAUAGAAGCCAUUACAAAUUUUACUGAUCUCAAAACGGAUAUGGAAGAGUGGAAACAUAAUAUGGUUGCUGAUCUCAUCAAAUCAAUCACAAAUAACUUAACACAAUUUGAAACGAAUAUGAUUGAUGAUAUAGAUACGAUGAAAGCGAAACUCGAAAGAUUUCAAGAUAUGUUUCCAGAAGAAGUCCGUGAUUGCUCAGAUGUGAAUUGGUAUGCUGGUGUUUACCAUAUCUCACCCGAUGACUCACAUACGUUUAAAGUGAGAUGCGAGACAGGAGGCUGGACGGUCAUCCAAAAGCGUUUUAACGGAGUUACAGAAUUCUACAGAAACUGGCAAGACUACGAAAAUGGAUUUGGUGAUCUUAAUGAGGAAUUUUGGUUAGGAAAUAAAUAUAUCGCCUUGCUGACAUCACGAGGAAACCAUGAACUGAGGAUUGACCUGGAGGACUGGAGUGGUGAAAAAAAAUAUGCUCUCUUUAAAAGUUUCCGAGUUGGUGAUCAAUCUACGAAUUACAGACUGGCUAUUAGUGGGUAUUCGGGAAAUGCAGGUGAUAGUAUGACGUAUCAUAACAAUACGCCUUUCUCUACUUACGAUCGUGAUAACGAUAGAUCUAGUAUUAACUGUGCAGCUCACAGUAUAUUGAAAGGUGCAUGGUGGUAUAGAGCUUGUUGGAGGUCAAGUUUGAACGGGAAAUAUUCCGAGAGCUCUUCUACAGGAGGAAUAAAGUACAUGGCAUGGAAUAAAUCUCAAACUCUUAAAAAGUCUUCUAUGAUGAUAAAAAAAACUUAAUUUAUGUUUUACAGGUUUCUUUCCCUUCUGCCUACUUUUGUUUGUUACGUCUCAGAUGUUAAGAAAAACAGAUAUAGGCAUACUUCAUUUACCCUCUUAUGGAAUUCUUUUUGAAAAAAUAGUUAUCUAUUGUAUGUUUGUUCAUUUGCCUGACUCCGAAGUAAGUCAAUUUUUGCAACUUUAUAAUAAGGAGAUGUUGUAUACCUGCCGAUGAGACACUUAUAUCCAUUAAGGACGAAAUUACUAUUUGCAAAACACACAAGACAACGUACGACCUUCAAUAUUAAGCAAACCCCAAGACGUGUAUUAUGGAAUGAAAGACGCUGUGAUAGCAAAAUAUGUUACAAUUCAAAUAAGAACAUUAACCGCCCAAAUUAUACGGGGAAUUUAUUUUUUUUAAAUAUAACAGACAGCACCCAACAAAAAACACUGGUUACAGGCUCCUAGUUUUGGACGGAUAUAUAAAGCAUGUGGAGGGAUUAAACACGUUUGUGAAUGCUCAACCAAUUCCCUAACCUAAGACAGUAGUGUAAAAUCAUAGCUAGACGUUGACUGACAUUCAUUAUUGAUAAGUUCAAUUUUCUUCUCUAAUUAACAGGACAUUAGAAAAUUAAUUUACUUUCAGCUAUUAUUUUGGAUGUAGAAACUAGGUGGUGCCACUUGUCAAUAUUUACUUGAUUAACCUUGUACUAUUGGUUAGACGUUAGUAAAGACAAACAUCUCUUAUAAAUACAUGUAACACCAUCCACUAUCCUUCACCAGAAAACAAUUUAGACGUUUGCUAAAGUAAGAAAAUGUAAGGUUUUACUGGAACAAUUCUCAUAUGCUUCGUUUUUAGUUUCGUAAUUCUUUAUAUCAAUAGAACAUUUGUUUACUUACUUUCAUAUUUUCCAUUAAAUCUAUCCCUCUAUUUGUUGGUAUGGUUACCGCAUCUGUAUGUUGAAGGCCCAUUUUUUUUACGAAUUUAAAAUUUAAGAUUCUAUUUUAGUUUAAACAACAGUUUGUGUGGAAUAUACGUCACAGAGACAGCAUCCAAACGACACAGAAAAAGUAAAAGACAUCGGAGGUCUAAAUACAGUCAUUACAUUAGGAAUCUGAUGUUCAGUAGUUGUCGUUUGUUGAUGUGGUUCAUAAGUGUUUCUUGUUUCUCGUUUUUUAUAUAGAUGAGACAUUGGUUUUCCCGUUUGAAUGGUUUUACACUAGUUAUUUUUGGGGCCUUUUAUAGCUUGCUGUGCAGUGUGAGCCAAGGCUCCGUGUUGAAGACCGUACUUUGACCUUUAAUGGUUUACUUUUAUAAAUUGUGACUUGGAUGGAGAGUUGUCUCAUUGGCACUCAUACCACAUCUUCUUAUAUCUAUUAAUAAUUUAUAAUUCACUUUUACUUCUGGUCAAUACGAUUGAUGUUGCAUGAUAUGCUCAAAGUACUUGAAAUCGUUCUGGAUUUUGAUGAUAGUACCUACAGGUUUAUCUAACUUGUUCGCUGCUCGCAUUUUCAAAAUCAAUUUUAACUUUUAUAUUUACCAUGAAAUGAACAAAGAUUAAUACGAAACAGGAAGAUGUGGUAUUACUGUCAAUGAGACAAUUAUCGCCAAAAACCAAAUGAAUUGGAUGUUAGCAACUAAAGGUCACCGUACGACCUUCAACAAUGAGCAAAUUCCAUAGCGCAUAGCAAGAUAUAAAAUUUAUAUAUAUUAAGUUCGUUAAAGUAAUUGUUCCCAAUAGCAGAACACAAUUUUGGUAUUUUAAAGGAAAGAAACUGAUAUCCGUUAUUUUCUAAGUGCUGUCGAGUACUACACGAGACUAUACGGAAAUUCGCAAGAAGGAAUACUUGUCUGAAUGUAAAUAAAUACUUUAUAUACACUUGAACAAUGUUCCGUUCUUCACAGACAUAGUUUUGACAGCUGUAAUGUUUUUAUGUAUAUCACUAGGUUGCGCAUGACUAUGUGACUUAUAUAUAAUAUGUUAUUUAAAUAGAUAAUAAUGUUUUUGAGAUUUUUCAAUAUGAUGCGUUGUUAAUAAAAAAUUUUCAGAAAA
This is a messenger RNA of Mytilus californianus (California mussel), 3414 nucleotides long. Its product is annotated as angiopoietin-related protein 7-like. The coding region runs from base 62 to 1381 and encodes 439 amino acids. The transcript is spliced from 6 exons. Lineage: Eukaryota; Metazoa; Mollusca; Bivalvia; Mytilida; Mytilidae. The record is from RefSeq and is a predicted model, not a curated record.